Molecule: messenger RNA, 2907 nt
Organism: Etheostoma cragini (Arkansas darter)
Lineage: Eukaryota; Metazoa; Chordata; Actinopteri; Perciformes; Percidae
Product: hepatoma-derived growth factor-like
Exons: 6
Coding region: 363-1034 (223 amino acids)
Biological process (GO): regulation of transcription by RNA polymerase II
Cellular component (GO): nucleus
Molecular function (GO): double-stranded DNA binding; transcription coregulator activity
Source: RefSeq, a predicted model, not a curated record
GGGGCGCGUCUGCAAAGUGGGAAGCGGGUUUAAAUUUCAAACACAAACAGUACGAGUGACGAGCCAGUGGAUUGUGGGAUAAGGUUAAUACCAAGUAGUUAUCGUGUUUAUAAUUUGUAACGUAAUUCAAACAUAAACCAGAACGGUGACGUUAUCACCGGCUGUGGUUAACGUUAGUUAAGAGAAUCCGCGAAAAAAAACUCGCCGCCGCGUCUUCGUUACAGUUUUCCGCGCCUGGUAUUUGGAUGACAAACCGACGUUUGGCUUGUUUGCAGCAGGUGUUGACUAAUCCGGACAUUGCACUACAUUAAAACUUCUACUGUGUUUUAAUUCAAUUAUAGCAAGCCUUUUCUGCAAGAAACAUGCCUAGGUCCAACAGGCAAAAAGAAUACAAACCUGGAGAUCUUGUAUUUGCAAAAAUGAAGGGGUAUCCUCACUGGCCUGCGAGGAUUGACGAAUUACCUGAAGGAGCUGUGAAGUCGCCCUCAAACAAGUACCAGGUGUUCUUUUUUGGGACACAUGAGACGGCGUUCCUCGGGGCCAAAGAUUUGUGCUUGUACGACGAAAAUAAGGAGAAGUUUGGAAAAGCAAACAAGAGGAAAGGCUUCGCUGAGGGACUCUGGGAGAUUGAGAACAACCCCACCGUCACGCAUGAAGGCUAUGAGUCAGCAAAGAAGGAAAACGCAUCAGAAGGAACAGGGGAUACAGGAAGUUCAAAGAAAGUCGAUGCAGAGGGCAGCAGUGAUGAGGAUGAAGGGGCUCUGGUCAUUGACGAGAAGAAUGAGAGGGGAAGAACUAAACGAAAAGCAGAGGAGUCCACAGAGGCGUCACCCAAGCGGCCGAAGGACACAGAGGCAGAAGGUGAUUCUAAAGUAGACUGCGACAAGUCUAACGUGGAGGCCAAGCUCAACGAUGUGACUGGACCCAAGGUAACUGCGCCCUCUUCACAGAGCGAGUCAAAAGUAGAGGCCCAGGAAAAGGCUCCAGCAGGAGGCCAGCUGACAGCAGAUAAGCCUUUGACAGACAGUGCUUAACGUCAAUCCUCAGAAGCAAACCAAGAACCUUUUGAUGCUUUUCUCUCUGGAAUUUAAGCAUCAACACAACCAUUUGCAGGAUGCCAGCUGUUAGCUGUUUAAUUAAUAGGAGGAUUUAAAAAACCUAAGUGUUUGUAUUGAGAGACAAACAAAUCCUCAUUUGCCAUUUUUGGGAUAUCAUAUAUCCCAGAAACAAAAUGUUUGCUAAUCGGAUUUCAAACAAUUUAACUGGGCACUUUAAUGCUCAUUUAUAAAUGAGAUUUUGGUGUGUAAAUAUUUUUUAUUUCUAAGUGCAAUUACAUAAUUACGAAGACUGAAUGCUAGGUGUAAAAAAAAAAAUUGAACACUGGGGAAAAAAAUAAAUAAAUAUAUAUAUAUAUAUAUAUAUAUAUAUAUAUAUAUAUAUAUAUAUAUAUAUAUAUAUAUAUAUAUAUAUAUAUAUAUAUAUAUAUAUAUAUAUAUAUAUAUAUAUAUAUAUAUAUGAGUGAAUAAAAAAAUUAUUAAAACCACAAAAAAGAUGAAUACUCCCAUUUGAUGGUUUUAAAACGUAAAUAUUGUACAGAAAUAUGAAAAAAAUGUUUCACCCACGCUCUCAGCUUUAGUUCAGAAUUUACUUCCAUUUUUUUCACCCUGCUUAUUAGCCUCAUCCUAUCCUAUCAUAUAUUCAGUUAUUGGAUACAUGAGAUAUUGCACUUUCAGAAAUAUAUUAAAAAAAAAAGUCCUGCCCCAUUCAUCAUUGUAUUGUUCACUGUAUGACGUUUUAAUGCAACGCAGGUUUUGAUGCUUUGGUGUCGUGAGUGCUUCAUUGCAAGUGACCAAAUGACGGGAUUCAUUGAGCUAGAUUGAAUAUGUAAAGCCCAUUUGAGAAGAACUAUUGUAGGAUUAAAACCGUUGAUUUGUAAACCCCUCUGUAACUUUCUUAAGCUGAUGAUUGAUAAUUAAUGAAAGCAGAAAGACAUUCCUGAAUGUUGUUGCGUCAGAGCUCGGUCUUGAAACUUUGGAGGUGGAGCUGUGGCGUUUGCUGGGGAUAAAAGUUACUUGUCACCACCGGUUUCUGUGGAAAUGAUCUGAGAAACACUUUAAAAAUCCAUCAAGUCAAAUAUCAAUUUCAUGUUAUGUACAAUUUCCUAAGCUCACAUUAAUGCUGCCAUUGCUUGAUACUUGAGAUGUAAUUGGCUAGUACACUUAAUUGCAUACUGUAAUUUGUUGUUCCAAAUGUGUUCCUUUUUCAAAUGGAUUACUGACAGAUCUACUCAAAUUGUGAUUUUCUUUUUUCUUUGAAAAAUUAAAAGAAUCUACAGUGAACCAUCUGUAAAACUUUGUUUUCUGACCUUUUGGUUACCAACCCUCUUAACUGGAUUAUGAGUCUAUUUAACUUUGAUGGUCUUAUUAUUUUGGCUGUGAAAUCAAGUUGUGAUGUUUUCAAGAUGUUUUAUUUCAACAUUUGUUUAGACAUGUUCAAAAUGUGGUGUUUGUUAUUUUCCACUGUAGGUAACUUAAGGUUCAAGUGUCUUCAUAAUGCUGGAGCUGCUCACCAUGUUACUUGGAUGUUGUCAUCACUUUAGUGUUCUUUCCAGUGUUUGGCAACACAAGCCCACAGUUAAUCAAAUAUGCAUUUAAGGGUAAUCUCAGCUUUUACAGGCGAAAAUAACCCUCCCUGCUGUUCCUAAUAUAGGUUAUACCCACGUAUAACAAACUGCGGAUUUUAAACUAUAAAAUGUUCAAAGUCAAUUGUAAUUAUUAAUUCCAAGGGUAUAAUUUGGCAUUAAGGUGUAAUUCCUUGUUAAAUGUUCUCUUUUUCUUUCGGGAGCUGCCAUUCAUCUGCUGCUUAGUUUACUGUUGUAGUUGCCAGGCCAUUUAAUAAACAUGUUGA